Molecule: messenger RNA, 1095 nt
Organism: Fusarium keratoplasticum
Lineage: Eukaryota; Fungi; Ascomycota; Sordariomycetes; Hypocreales; Nectriaceae
Exons: 2
Coding region: 1-1095 (364 amino acids)
Source: RefSeq, a predicted model, not a curated record
AUGCCUGUUGAUAAGGAGCUCUGGGGUGAGUACGCUGCAGGCGCCUUCAUGAUCAUACUGCGGUUCUUUGCCCGGUGGAAGGUCAUUGGCAUCGAGAACUUUGGACUCGAGGAUGUCUUUAUGGGCGUCGCCCUGGUGACUUACUCUGCCAUCACAGCGCUUAUCCAUCUCAUCACGCAGUACGGCAGCACCAUCGGCCAGACGCCCGAGUCGGUAUACCUCCUUACGGAUGAGCAGGUCGCGAGCUUCGUCAUCGGGCAGAAGCUCACGUUUGCCGACUGGCUGAUUUAUCUCCUCUAUAUCUGGUCCCUGAAGUCGACGCUGCUGGCCAUGUUUGCGAGGUUGGCCAAGGAUCUUCCUCGGGAGGAAUUAAUCCUCAAGAUUGUGAUUGGUUAUACGGCAUUUGCCUUUGUUGGUGCGGCGAUAUCACACAUUUGCGUCUGUUUGCCGGUUCACAAGUCGUGGCAAGUGGUGCCGUAUCCUGGAGAUGCGUGCGCACUGCGAAAUCUCAAUUACUACCUCGUUAGCUUCUUCAACGCCAGCUCCGACCUCGCCAUCAUCGCCGUGCCCGUCCCUAUCAUCUUCAAAGCCCGAAUCCCUCUUUGGCGUCGCCUCCUCCUCGCCUCGCUCCUCUGCUCGGGUAUCUUCGUCAUCAUCGCCACCAUCCUCCGCUCGUACUACUCGCUCAAGUCGAUCACGCUUCUCCCCGUCGCUUCAGGCUGGACCUCGCGCGAGACCUUUGUCGCUGCUGUCGCCGUCAGCAUCCCCGGUAUCAAGCCCCUGUUUAGUCGCUCGCGCUGGUUCCGAUUCCGUUCCACCGCCGAUGACGCCGCCUACUAUAAUGGAAGUCGGGGCAAGAAGGGAACACACGAACUGGUAACUUUCGGAGGAUCUGGUCAACGUGGUAGAACCGACAUGGAAGAGGAGGGGGCUGCUGACUGGAGAGUUAGUGGGAAGGAGAUCAAAGGCACGAGGUUGUCAUCUGAUGGCAGCGAGGAUAUCAUCUUGUCCAGUAGGGACGAGCGAGGAAUGCCCUCGAUAUAUGUGACGAAAAGCUACAGACUCUCAUCUGAACAGAGAGGUAGUUCCAGUUGA